AUGCCACAGAUGGCUGAGCCGGCCAACUUACCCCCGACACCAUUUAACUCGACCGAGUCCGUCUUCAACAAUUCAACCCUCCGCCAGACCAUCCGACUGACGCAGCCUGCGAAGGAGAUCCGCCUGCGAUUGUCGAAUGCGUUUGGAUUGACAGACCUGGAUAUCACUGGGGUCACGGUCAGCCUCACGGCAGAUCAAAAGCUUGGGUCCGGGGCUAUUCAGCGUGGGACAACCAAGAAAGUCCUCUUCGAUGGUAGCCGCGGCACGACCAUCCCCAACGGCGCACUCGCCGUCUCCGAUCCUAUUUCUGUACCCAAAGGAGGAACGACUUUGGCAGUCGAUAUCUACCUCCAAAAUGGACAGCAAGGCGGGGCGAUCACCUCCCACCCUGGUAGCCGGACGACCUCAUGGAUGAGCUUUGGAGACUGGACAGGCGUCACUAAUAUGACUGACCCCACAGUGGCAAGCGUCGCACAUUGGUAUUUCAUCAGCAGCGUGGAAGCCCUGCUACCGCGCACAGCGCGCAGCUGCGUCCUCGUCGGAGACAGCAUAACCGACGGCCGUGGGAGCGACACCGACGCCAACAACCGAUGGCCCGACCGACUCCAAAAACGCCUACGCCAGGACCCAUCCACCGCCCAGCUCUCCCUCCUCAACCAAGCCGCCGGCGGAAACCGCAUCCUAGCCGACGGGCUCGGCCCCAACGUCCUCAGCCGACUCGACCGCGACGUCCUCGGCCAUUCCGGCGUCCAAUGCGCCGUCCUCUUCGAAGGCGUCAACGACAUCGGCGUCGCCCCCACAGAUCCCGCAACGCAGGAAGCCCUCGGCACCCACCUGAUCACCGCAUACAGACAGAUCACGACGCGGCUCCACGCGGCCGGCAUCCCCGUCAUCGGGGCGACGAUCACACCAUUUUCUGCGCCGGCGGAGGACGCGGAUACCCAGCCUUAUUCGGAUCCUGAGAGGGAGCUCACGCGACAGCGUGUGAAUGCGUGGAUCCGUGACAGUGGGGCGUUUGAUGCUGUGGUGGACUUUGAUGAGAUGGUGCGGGAUCCGAAGGCGCCGGAGAGGUUGUUGGGGAAGUUCGACUCGGGUGAUUAUUUGCAUUUGAAUGGGGUGGGGUAUCAGGCUAUGGCGGAUGGGUUUCCGAUUGGGGUUUUUGAGAAGGUGAUUCGUUGA
This is a messenger RNA of Aspergillus campestris IBT 28561, 1179 nucleotides long. Its product is annotated as SGNH/GDSL hydrolase family protein. The transcript is spliced from 4 exons. The coding region runs from base 1 to 1179 and encodes 392 amino acids. Lineage: Eukaryota; Fungi; Ascomycota; Eurotiomycetes; Eurotiales; Aspergillaceae. The record is from RefSeq and is a predicted model, not a curated record.